AUGAUUUUCGUGUUUUCAAAUAAGUUGUUUCAACCUCUAAACGUAGCCCCACAUUCUGAUUAUCAAACACACAAUUUAGCCCUGCGUUUUGAUGCUCAAGCUUCAGACAUUGAGAGGAAAGUUAACAAUGACCAUCAAGGUGACGAAAGCAAGAAGAAACUAGCCUAUGAUAAGAAACUAUGUAGCCUCUUGGACGAGUACACAAGCUAUAGUCAAUUAUCAAGCUCGAUCUUUAACACAACUCAUCCUUUCAAAUGGCUUAACAUUCCAACCAAAAUUAAUAACGAUGUUGUUGAAAUCAUUACCCCAGUUGAGAUGAUCAAGAAAGGAGACAAUGUGGGUUCCCCUGAGGUUGCCCUCCUUACCAAACUUAGGAUAAGAUCCUUCUCGUAUGGUGUAGUAAUCCUCUUUGACUAUGACGAUGGAUCUAUCUUCAGCUUAAAGAUGUUCAACUUCACUGAGGCUGAUCUCGUUGACAAGUUUACAGCUGGUGUUAUUACGAUUGCUUCGCUGUCCUUAGCUCUCUCUUACCCAACUCUUGCAACAACGCCUCACAUGUUUAUCAAUGCCUACAAGAACAUCCUUACGAGUGUUGUUGGCAUUGAAUACACAUUCAUACAAGUUGAAGGAGUAUCUCAAGGAUCAAAGCAAAUUCGAUGUUACUUUCGAUUCUAUAUCAUUGGCUAG
Molecule: messenger RNA, 687 nt
Organism: Asparagus officinalis (garden asparagus)
Lineage: Eukaryota; Viridiplantae; Streptophyta; Magnoliopsida; Asparagales; Asparagaceae
Product: 60S acidic ribosomal protein P0-1-like
Exons: 1
Coding region: 1-687 (228 amino acids)
Biological process (GO): cytoplasmic translation; ribosomal large subunit assembly
Cellular component (GO): cytosolic large ribosomal subunit
Molecular function (GO): large ribosomal subunit rRNA binding; structural constituent of ribosome
Source: RefSeq, a predicted model, not a curated record